Auxenochlorella protothecoides is the source of this 1167-nucleotide messenger RNA. Its product is annotated as putative protein phosphatase 2C 55. Lineage: Eukaryota; Viridiplantae; Chlorophyta; Trebouxiophyceae; Chlorellales; Chlorellaceae. Gene Ontology annotation, molecular function: protein binding. The record is from RefSeq and is a predicted model, not a curated record. The transcript has 5 exons. The coding region runs from base 1 to 1167 and encodes 388 amino acids.
AUGGCUCUGAGGAGCGUGCUCAGGAUACGACAGGGCCUGCUCUCGAGCCUGCGGAUCCUGGCGAGGCCAGCCGCGGACCUGGCACAGCUGGACGCUCCUGCCUUGGCGAAGCCCGACUGGCAGGCACGCCAAGCGCGCCAGACGAUCUCGGCCCAGGUACCGCUCCCGAGGCUCCAGCACAGCCUGGCAGGGAAGGAAGCGAAUCGUCCAGAAGGCUCCUACCACAUCCAGAUCGUCACGGGCAGCGUGCGUGGCGCAGGCACGCCCACUCCCGCCCUCCUCCAGCUAUUUGGUGAAGAUGGCGAGUCGGAGCCGUACCUGAUUGGCAGUGACGGCUCCACCAUGGGGUUUGAGAGCUCCUCCCGCAAGACCUAUGUGGUGCAGGCCCCCCACCUUGGCCAGCUGAACAGGGUGCUGAUUCGCCAGCUCCCCCUGGAUGCGGCAGAUGAAGAGGCGGGUGCCAGCUCUGGCUGGUUCCUGGAGAGGAUCGUGGUGGUGGGCCCAGAGGGCGACAGCUGGACGUUCCCAUGUGCCGAGUGGCUGGGCCGUGACCACGUGACCCAGGCAAUAGGCUCCCCCGAGCGCGUACUGGUCCCGCUCACGGUGCACCUGUCCUCCAUGAUGGACCCUCGGUACAACCUGAAGAGCCAGAUGUCGGUGGCCGCCUCCGCCUUCUCCAUCCCGCACCCGGAGAAGGUGGCGGAGGGCGUGCGCGGAGUCAACCGCCGCGGCGCGGGGCACGGCGGCGAGGACGCGUACUUCAUCACCCACGCCUCGGAGACGGGAGUGGUGGGCCUGGGCGUGUCAGACGGGGAGCAUUCCUUUGGCUACCCCUUCCAGCUGGGCGCGCAGCCCAGCGCCGACUCGCCCGAGGACGCGAUGCUGACCUCGCUGCCCGUGGGCCCCGGCUGCUCCCUCGUCCUCGGCUCCGAUGGCCUGUUCGACAACCUGGAUGACGAGGCCAUCGUGGCGCUGGUCAACCAUGAGCUGGACGCGGGGGGAACGGUCAGCGCCGUGGCGCGACGGCUGGCCUACGCCGCCUUCGAGGCUUCGCAGGACCGGGCGCGCGACACGCCCUACAGCCGCGGUGCCACCGAGGCCUUCGACAUGAUCUACCGCGGGGGGAAGGCCGACGACAUCACCGCCCUCGUCGCUGUCGUCUCCUGA